Lichtheimia ornata is the source of this 279-nucleotide messenger RNA. RefSeq lists its product as uncharacterized. The transcript is spliced from 3 exons. Gene Ontology annotation, molecular function: proton transmembrane transporter activity. Gene Ontology annotation, biological process: proton motive force-driven ATP synthesis. The record is from RefSeq and is a predicted model, not a curated record. Lineage: Eukaryota; Fungi; Mucoromycota; Mucoromycetes; Mucorales; Lichtheimiaceae. Bases 1 to 279 code for a protein of 92 amino acids.
AUGGUGAACAGUGCUUUUAAGAACGUCGGCCGCUGGUCAGCACUUGCUUUCGGUCUCGUCUACGGCUACACCCACAAUGCUUCAUUGCAAAAGCAGGCUAAUGAGAAGAAGCAACAACUUGAAUACGAACGCAAGGAGAAGCUUAUUGAAGAGGCCCGUGCUGCUUAUGCCGCCAAGAAGAACCCUGCUCCUGUUGUUGAAUCAGCUGUUGUCGCUGAUGUUGAUAGCCCUGACUUCGAUCUCGAAAAGUUCCUUAGCCAGUUGGAGGAGAGCAAGUAA